Molecule: messenger RNA, 2555 nt
Organism: Paramormyrops kingsleyae
Lineage: Eukaryota; Metazoa; Chordata; Actinopteri; Osteoglossiformes; Mormyridae
Gene: yy1a
Product: YY1 transcription factor a
Biological process (GO): regulation of transcription by RNA polymerase II
Cellular component (GO): PcG protein complex; chromatin; transcription regulator complex
Molecular function (GO): DNA-binding transcription factor activity, RNA polymerase II-specific; RNA polymerase II cis-regulatory region sequence-specific DNA binding
Source: RefSeq, a predicted model, not a curated record
CAUAACGCCAAGUCUCGCGAGAUCCGGUAUCCAGAGCAUAGUGGCGACGAGAGUUGAUGUGGGACGGAGUUAGUUUGUGUUGUCGAAGAAGGAGGAAGGGAAAGAGAUCAGAGAGAGGGGGGGGGUCGGCAAUAGAACAGUGCGAGUGUGAGAGCAAUCGGGGGAAUCCAAUAUGGCAUCGGGCGACACGCUCUACAUCGAAACAGACGGCUCAGAGAUGCCGGCUGAGAUAGUCGAACUCCACGAAAUAGAAGUGGAGACCAUACCGGUGGAGACCAUCGAGACGACGGUGGUCGGCGGAGACGAUGACGACGAGCACCACCAGCCCAUGAUCGCCCUACAGCCGCUAGUCACAGACGAUCCGAACCAGGUUCACCAUCACCAAGAGGUGAUCUUAGUGCAGACACGGGAAGAGGUAGUCGGUGGAGACGACUCAGACCUCCGUGCGGAUGACGGUUUCGAGGACCAAAUCCUUAUACCCGUCCCGGUCCCUGCAGCCGAGGAGGAAUAUAUCGAGCAGACUCUGGUUACCGUAGCCGGGAAGAGCUCUUCGGCGGGCAGAAUGAAGAAAGGGGGAGGCGGCAGUGGGAAGAAAGCGGGUAAAAAAAGCUACCUUAGUGCAGCAGAGGCCAGCGGAAGAAAAUGGGAACAGAAACAAGUGCAAAUAAAGACUCUGGAAGGGGAGUUUUCAGUUACAAUGUGGGCAUCAGAUGACAAAAAGGACAUCGACCAUGAGACUGUGGUGGAGGAGCAGAUAAUUGGGGAGAACUCCCCCCCGGAUUACUCUGAGUACAUGACAGGGAAAAAACUCCCCCCGGGGGGCAUCCCCGGCAUCGACCUCUCAGACCCCAAACAGCUGGCAGAGUUUGCCAGGAUGAAUAUUAGGGGUAAAAAUGGACUGGGGGUAGGGUGGCUGACAGGAGAUCCCACCCUGGAAGAGGCUGACAGACUGACCGUUCUCACCCCACCCCUCCACCACAGGAUGAAGCCACGGAAAAUAAAGGAGGACGACGCACCUCGUACGAUAGCGUGCCCCCACAAGGGAUGUACGAAGAUGUUCAGGGACAACUCGGCAAUGAGGAAGCACUUGCACACUCACGGGCCACGUGUCCACGUGUGUGCGGAAUGCGGCAAAGCCUUCGUGGAGAGCUCCAAGCUGAAGCGACACCAGCUCGUUCACACCGGCGAGAAGCCUUUCCAGUGUACGUUUGAGGGCUGUGGAAAGCGGUUUUCCCUGGACUUUAAUUUGCGCACCCAUGUGCGGAUCCACACCGGAGACCGCCCCUACGUCUGCCCCUUCGACGGCUGCAAUAAGAAGUUCGCCCAGUCCACCAACCUGAAGUCCCACAUCCUAACACACGCUAAAGCCAAAAACAACCAGUGAGCCAGCCGGGGGCAGUGGCCAGGAGAGGAAGGCGCAGGAGGCCAAGGCUCUCACACAGUACCCUGUACACAGCAGCAUCUUAACGCAAGUGUUCAGAAAAAAAGAAGUCCGAGAUCCCCUUUGUACAUUGUUUCUAGGAAAAAAAAGUUUUAAAGAAAUUUACCUUAAAGACUUUUUGAUAAGUAUGGAAAUGGGAAAAAUGAACUGUAGAGAUUAAGCUAACCUUCCCAUUUAGCUCUAUGAGAAGCUAUGUUGCUGGUGUUCGUCAAAACCCACUGGUUCUGGUUACCUGGCACUCUAUUCACCAUGAUGGACUUCGCACCUAUACCCAGAUGGUUACACCUCCCAAAGAAAUCAAUUGGUCACCCCUUUGCAUAGAAAGAUCAUUUCUUUUUAAUUUUGUAUUUUUUUUCCCAAGUGUGCAUAUUGUACACUUAUUUUUGGGAUAUGCUUAGUGAUGCUAUGUGUGAUUUAUUUUUUCCCUGAAGAUUGAAAUCUGCUUGUGAUGGUUCUUCUUGGAAGAGAAUUGGCAGUUACUGUACUACAUGCAUACUUUGAAAGUUUUUUUCCCUUCCCUGUAAAAAGUUAGUUUUAUUUUAUUUUUUUGUUUCUUUGGGUGUAUUCUUUACCGUUAACUCAUUUUUGUAUAAUUGUAUCGUACAGCCGUAUUGAAAUCAUGUAGACUUAAUAGCAAUGUGAUUUAGAUAGUGUUAACCGAUUAAAAACCAUUUUAGUCACGACACUUUUAUUUCUCCUGCUGUACUGCCAGACGCAAAAAAAUUGAAGUGUAUGUUUUUUCCCCCCUUACACUGCAAAGCCUGUCCUUCGUUACACAUCACAAGAAAACAGAAACGUGGUGCUCCGCUGCAGUUAGAAUGUAUUGUACAGGCAGCAUUAAUUAACCCUUGUUAAUAUGUACAUCCCGUGUAUUUCAGCGACCAGCAAUAAAACGAUGGUCCUAAAAGCGCUUAUUAGAAGUUUACAUUUUAGACGAUGCCUAUUCUUUUAUGGUUAAAGAAAAAAAAAAAAGAAAAUCUCAGAUACAGAUAUGUGAUGGACGAGGUAACUUUUUUUUUAUGCCGUUUCAAUGUGCAGUUUCCUUUUUGUUGUGAUGUUCUUGCUGCCCUAGUUUGAAAAUGUUGGUAAAUAAAAAGGGACUGUUCCAUUGUUA